ACGUCAUAAGCCUUGCGACAACCUACCCGUUCCCGCAGGCAAAACGAGACACGUGCGUCCGUGUGUACAAUCGUGUUCGGUCGCUACAUUUGUGUUUGAGCGGACUAGAAAAAUGACUAAGGCAAAGAAGGAGAAGAGUUCGGUUGAAGAGGACGAGACCGAGAUGAAGUCACAGGAGGAGUCCGUGUGUCCGCCGCUGAACCAGAUCAGUGACCCGCUGGCCUCAAGGAAACUCAGCAAGAAGCUCUACAAGUGCGUCAAGAAAGCUGCUAAAGUGAAGAACAUCCGAAGAGGCGUGAAGGAGGUCCAGAAGUUCAUCAACAAAGGCGAGCGAGGAGUUGUGGUGUUGGCCGGCGACACUCUGCCCAUCGAUGUGUACUGCCACCUGCCGGUCAUGUGUGAGGACAGAAACCUCCCUUACGUCUAUGUCCCGUCCAAAGUGGACCUGGGCUCCUCCGCCGGGUCCAAACGGCCCACGUGUGUGAUUCUGAUCAAACCCCAUCCGGACUAUCAGGAGGUGUACGACGAGUGUGUGGAACAGGUGACCGCACUUCCCAAACCUCUGUGACACACCUGACUGAUGGACACUCACUGUUGGAUCGUUUUUAUUUCUACUGAUGCUUUAAAACAUUUAGAAUAUGUUUAAAAAAAAUGUAUUUUUUUUCUUCUUUUUUUUUAAUGUCGUGAGUCGCUGCUGGCGAUGUUUCUGUACACGUUUAAGAUGGGUUUGUGACUUUGCUGUUGAUCAAAGUAGUAAAGU
Molecule: messenger RNA, 760 nt
Organism: Synchiropus splendidus (mandarinfish)
Lineage: Eukaryota; Metazoa; Chordata; Actinopteri; Syngnathiformes; Callionymidae
Gene: nhp2
Product: NHP2 ribonucleoprotein homolog (yeast)
Exons: 4
Coding region: 113-568 (151 amino acids)
Biological process (GO): rRNA pseudouridine synthesis; snRNA pseudouridine synthesis
Cellular component (GO): nucleolus; box H/ACA snoRNP complex
Molecular function (GO): box H/ACA snoRNA binding
Source: RefSeq, a predicted model, not a curated record